GAGACAGACCGAAGCAAGUAGGCAAUCAACCCCCGUCGCCUCGUUGUGACCGGUCGCACCCGUCAAAUCGACGAUCCCGGUCCACUUCCCAUUCCCAGGCACGCCGCCUACACGCACGCCGCGAGCAUGGGCACCCCAGCGCCGCCCCCGGCGUGGAUGGCCGCCGCUGCCCGCAAGUGGCUGGAGGACGCCGGCGCCCUCGGGGAGGACGUCGCCGGCGCCGCCGACGGCCGCAGGGCCUUCAACGCGCUGCCGCUGUCCGGUGUGCGCGUAGCCCUCGCCGAGCGCGGCCGCGUCCUCUGCUCGCUCCGCGUGCCCGGACACCUCACAGACGCGGAGGGGAACUGGCACGCGGGGGCGAUCGCGGCGGUGAUGGACGACGUCUGCGCGGCGGCGAUCAUGUCGGUGGAGGGCAUCAUCAAGGUCUCCGUCCACUACGACAUCUCCUACUUCUCGCCCGCCAAGCACAAAGAGGAAGUGGAGAUGGACGGGAGGGUGGUCGAUCAUAAAGGGAGGAUGACGGCGGUGACCACGGAGGUCCGGAAGAAGGAGACCGGUGAGCUGGUGGCGAUCGGCCGGCAGUGGAUGACCACCUCAAGACCAAAGGGGUCCCAAGGGAGCAAACUAUGAUACACAUACAGAUCAGUUGUUCAUACUCCUUUGUGCCGUAAUCCCUCGAGUAAAUAAUUGUCGGAUCAGCCUCAAUUUUCACCGUAAGGUAGAUGUAAUUAGUUUGUCGCAGCUAGAGUUCGAGUUUUACAGCUCGUGAUUUUUCUCGUGCAAAUACAAUUCCAUAUAGCACUACUUCUGUUUCAAAUUACAUGAUGUUUCAGAGAGCGUACAGUCAAUAGAUAUUUGACUGCUAAUUAA
Messenger RNA from Brachypodium distachyon (stiff brome), 870 nucleotides. Its product is annotated as acyl-coenzyme A thioesterase 13. The transcript is spliced from 3 exons. The coding region runs from base 127 to 630 and encodes 167 amino acids. Gene Ontology annotation, molecular function: fatty acyl-CoA hydrolase activity. Lineage: Eukaryota; Viridiplantae; Streptophyta; Magnoliopsida; Poales; Poaceae. The record is from RefSeq and is a predicted model, not a curated record.